This is a messenger RNA of Oryza brachyantha (malo sina), 1848 nucleotides long. RefSeq names its product protein ENDOSPERM DEFECTIVE 1-like. Lineage: Eukaryota; Viridiplantae; Streptophyta; Magnoliopsida; Poales; Poaceae. The transcript has 6 exons. Gene Ontology annotation, molecular function: microtubule binding. Gene Ontology annotation, biological process: centrosome cycle; spindle assembly. Gene Ontology annotation, cellular component: nuclear microtubule; centrosome; cytoplasm. The record is from RefSeq and is a predicted model, not a curated record. Bases 1 to 1509 code for a protein of 502 amino acids.
AUGGCCGCCGCCGCGCCCUCGCCGCGUAGUACGGACAUGCCGGCGGCAGCGGAUCUCCUGCCUCCCCCGCCGCCGCCGCUCCCGGCGACCGCGCGACGCCCGCGCAGGCGGACCAGGGAGGUCAGCUCCAGGUACCUCUCCACCCCGGGCCCCGUCCCCUCCUCCCCGCGGUUCUCCACCUCCUCCUCGCGGACCCCCUCCCCAACCCCGUCCCCGCGGGCCCACCGCCCCCGCGCCGCCACCCCUUUCGCCAACGAGAACCACCCGCCGCCGCCGCUGCUCCCGCAUGGGGCUCUCCCCCCGCCCACGGUGGCGCGGAGGCGCGCCGUGCAGAAGCUGUUCGACGAGGGGGGUGCUGGUGGGGGGGCCGCUGCCAACCCGCGCGCGUCCGUGUCUGCCUCUUCGGCGGCUGCGGGGACGCCACGGCCCCUGCCACGGUCGACGAGCGGGCCAGCGGGAGUGUCGACCGCGCGGAGGGGGUACCCGCGCCUGCCGACGCCCGCGCGGGCCGCCUCCUGCCCGUCCUCCUCCGCGGCCGCCUCCGCUGCGGAUGACGCCGCGUCGUGCUGCUCGUCCGACACGGCGUCCACCUUCACCGACUUCUCCGAGGUCGAUGGGAUCGCGCUGCCCGCCGCGCCCUGCGAGAGCCCGCCGCUGCUCGGCCCAGCGUCCUGCCGUGUGGGUCGCCUGUCGUCGGAGCUCCGCUCGUCGGUGCCUGAAUCUGGUGCGUCAGCGAGGGCGUCCAACCCGCUGUGCUACCGCUCCCUCAAUUCGGCCCUGUCGGGUUGCCCAGCGCCGUCGGGGAAGGUGGUCAGUGCAAAGAGACCGCCACAGCCGCAUGGGGUGAAGGGAGCCGAAUCGAAGAAGGCGGCAGUAAUUGGAGGGAGAAAGGUCCCCGGGAAGCAGGAGGACGUGCACCAGCUCCGGAUGCUGGACAACUGCCACAUCCAGUACAGGUUCUUGAACGCUCGGGCAGCGGCCGUGGCCAGGGCCAAGACCUCUGCAGCACAGAAAUCCCUCUUCGGGCUUGCGGAGAGGAUCACUGGGCUGCGGGAAUCUGUCACUGAGAAGAGGGUGGAGGUGGAGAGGAUCAGGAGGGAGCAGACAUUAUGCUCCGUUGUUGAUGAUCAGGUACCGUACCUAGAUCAGUGGUGUGAUCUGGAAGGAGAUCAUUCAAGCUGUCUUACUGGGGUAACAUCAGCGCUGUAUAAUGCUUCACUAAGACUACCUGUCAUUGGGAAUGUUAGGGCAAAUAGCGAGGAAAUCACAGAAGUUCUCAACUCUGCUGUACAACUGCUGGAACCACUGUCUCCUUGUGUUCAAACUUUUCUACCAAAGGUUCAGGAAGUUGAUGACGUGGCUGCUAAGCUUGCUCAAGUUAUUGCUAGUGAAAGAUCUUUGAUUGAGGAGUGUGGAAAUCUCCUAUAUCAAGCUCAGCAUAUGCAGAUGAGAGAGUACAGCUUGAGGAGCCAACUCAUGCAACUGAAACAGCAAAUAGAAGCAACAUGAAAUAGGAGUUUAUAAACAAACACGGCACCAACUCAUUUGUUUGACAGGCAGGCAGAACACAAAUUGUGCUCGGCACCACUGGAAGUGAAAGAUAGGUGGCCUGAUCAUACAACGCAGAAGCAUCCUUCUGCAGACUAGGAAUCGGCGAUUCUUUGCGGUACAUAUGUUGUUUUGUGUUGUUGGGUCAUUCGUUUCUGUUAUCAUAGAAGCAUCUUCUUGUUGUGAUUGAAAGAACUGUCAGAAUUGUGGUUCUGCAAAUCAAAAUUUUGUGCAUUCUUUGUUGUAUAUAUACUCUGGUCAAAUAAUUUUUAACUUUAUUUGCUUCCGGAAAAUUUCAGA